Messenger RNA from Actinia tenebrosa (Australian red waratah sea anemone), 1491 nucleotides. Its product is annotated as phospholipase ABHD3. Gene Ontology annotation, molecular function: monoacylglycerol lipase activity; acetylesterase activity. The record is from RefSeq and is a predicted model, not a curated record. Gene Ontology annotation, biological process: medium-chain fatty acid biosynthetic process; medium-chain fatty acid catabolic process. Lineage: Eukaryota; Metazoa; Cnidaria; Anthozoa; Actiniaria; Actiniidae.
AAGAACUGACCUUCGAACUCAAGUUGAAUCGUGCGACCGGGAAACAACAAAACAAAAUGGAGACUCUGUACAAUUUUCUUCAUAUUUUAUACGAUUGUCAAUGGUUCCCGUUGAUUUCUGCUUUUCUGACUAUUUAUUUAACUUAUUAUUUCUUCUUCGUGGUCAAGAAACCUCGAAUCAUUGGCAAAGAUGGCCCGUUUCGUCGUUUUUUGGUCGAGAAGUGCGGAGUACUGUCAGAAUAUUAUUAYCCUACGAUCUGGUGUUUCGGUCCUCAUGCACAGACUGUUAUCAGAGCUUUGUUGAGACUCCGUCCUCACGUGCCUUUUAGAAGGGAAACCCUCGACACUCCCGAUGGAGGUAUCAUGUGCCUGGAUUGGUUUGAUCAUCACGACAGUCACCACAAUGAUCCAAUAAAAAGACCAACAGUUCUYAUUCUGCCAGGACUUACUGGUGGCAGUGAAACAAGCUACUGUCGUCAUUUAGUUCUUCAAGGAGAAAAACUUGGUUACAGGACAAUCAUUGCAAAUCAUAGAGGGUUUGGUGCAUCACAAUUGAAGACUCCCAGAACUUUCUGUGCUGCAAACACAGAGGAUCUCAAAUUUGUCAUUGACCACAUACACAAGAAUUAUCCAGGUUGUCCAGUCAUAGGUGUUGGUAUAUCAAUGGGAGGUAUGAUAAUGAUGAAUUACCUGAAUGAGAUGAGUGAAAAGGAAACAGGCCUCAUUUCUUGCCUAGUGGUAUCAACACCAUGGAACUGUGCUGAAUCCACUSUAUCUCUAGAGCAACCUUUGAACUUCUUGCUGUUCAAUAGACGCUUGACAGGGAACCUGGUUAGGAUGGUAAAAGGGAAUCUUGAUGUUUUCAAGACUCAUCUUGGGAAAGCACCAUACGAUAUUCAUCAUGUUUUACAGGCAAAGACUGUCCGUGAAUUUGAUGAUCGCUUCACCUCACCAACAUUUGGUUACAAAAGCUAUGAAGAUUACUACAAUGCUGCCUCACUGCACACCAAACCACUACACAGGAUCCGAGUUCCUGUCCUCUGUUUGACUGCAGCCGAUGAUCCAUUCUCACCAGAACAUGCUAUUCCUAUCGAUACAAUAGAAGAAAACCCUCUCAUUUCCAUGGUUAUGACGUCACAUGGUGGYCACAUUGGUUUUCUGCAGGGAUUCAGCAUUCAUGAUGACAACUAUCUUGACCGCGUGUUUGUUGACUUUGCACGAGGAAUUUUUGAGUUGGAACAACAGGGAAAACUAAAGCAACUGGUCCAGGACACUUUAAACCAUAAUGUUGAUAAAACUAGGUGAUUUUGGGCUCCAUAUGUUUUUUGAGGUAGAAGUCCUUACUAAGGAUUACAGUUUUUGSCAUGAAUUUAAUUUUGCAGAUCUUGAUGUUGAAGAGGGAGGGGGAGAUAGUGUGCAUACCAAAUAUACCUGAAAAAGUUAACUAACAAAAUUGUAUAAAUUAGUUCAAAGCUUUGUAGGUUUACUGUCU